GCAGUGCGAGUCUCCGGUGGAAGGAGGGUCUGUAGGACGAGUUUCCAGGGCUGAGACGAUGGCAGAAGGAGAUAACCGCAGCACCAAUUUGCUGGCUGCAGAGACUGCAGGUCUGGAAGAGCAGCUGCAGGGAUGGGGAGAAGUGAUGCUGAUGGCCGAUAAAGUCCUCCGAUGGGAAAGAGCCUGGUUUCCACCUGCCAUUAUGGGUGUGGUUUCUUUGGUGUUUCUGAUUAUCUACUAUCUAGAUCCGUCUGUUCUGUCCGGUGUUUCCUGUUUUGUUAUGUUUUUGUGCUUGGCUGACUACCUUGUUCCCAUUCUAGCGCCUAGAAUUUUUGGCUCCAAUAAAUGGACCACUGAACAACAGCAAAGAUUCCAUGAAAUUUGCAGCAAUCUAGUAAAAACUCGACGCAGAGCUGUGGGCUGGUGGAAACGCCUCUUCACACUAAAGGAAGAAAAACCUAAGAUGUACUUCAUGACCAUGAUCAUUUCUCUUGCUGCGGUUGCUUGGGUGGGACAGCAAGUCCACAACCUGCUUCUCACCUACCUGAUAGUGACUUUCUUACUGUUGCUUCCCGGACUAAACCAACAUGGAAUCAUUUCGAAGUACAUUGGAAUGGCCAAAAGGGAGAUAAACAAGCUUCUCAAACAAAAAGAAAAGAAAAAUGAGUAAUUCGCCUGCUGUAUUCAGUGUGAUUAAGGGAGUAUAUGUCCCUGGGAACAGUUUCUACUGUACCAUCUGGAUACUAAAAUGUAACAGAAGCAGCUCUUUGCUGUUCCUCCCUCUCCCUUAGCUAAUAGAAUUUCAGACUGCCAAGUAAGGCUUUGUGCAUAGUGUCUUCAUUCAAGUACAGUUGAUGCAUUCUCAUCAGUUGGCCUUGUGUGCGCAACUCAUUAGUGACCCGACUUGUUUUGAUUUUUCUCACCCAGGGUUAAUUGAAUUCUUACUUUUAGAUAAUGUCCUUUAAAAUAAUGUAGUGGUGAACUUUAACCUUUAGUACAGUUAAAGUGACUUUAGAUAAUUGUUCGAGUUGAUGUUUGCUUUAGCUAGAUACUAGGUAGUCUGUGGCUACAGGAAGCUGGUUCUACUGUUUGCUUCCACAGUCUGCUUUAAAAACUAUCUGAUUUCAUGAAUAUAUAGACCAAAUUUACCACUUCUGAUGAAGAGACCAAUUCAGAUUCAUUCCUCAUUCUGUCUCUUUACUGUGGGUGAAGAAUCCCCAUGGAAUAAAAUGAAACUAAUUCUGUGCCCUACUAUAUAUAGGUUUCUCCCUUGUAUAAAACUUGGCAAUUUGGAGGAAACCUUGACCCUUUUCUCUCAAAGAGGAAUGUUUGACAGGCUUAGAACUCUUGUCACCUUGCACAUGGACUUCAAGCAAACUUUCAAAAGUUUGUAUUUCGGGUUUGUAGCAAAACCUUGAAUUUCAGAUUUCCAGCAAACUUUAGCUAUAGUAUUCAGCAGGUUAAGACUCAUGUCUAUGACUUUUACUCCAAGGCCAGCCAGUAAAGGACAGAAGUCUUCUAUGUUCAGUCAAGAUUCAUUUCGGUAAGAAAUAAUCUUAUCUGACUAAUUUUUGAGGCUAAAAUAAGGCUUCAAAGGUAAGCCUCAGAAUUCUCAUUUUUGGUAAUAACAGUUGUUUGGGUUCCCAUAGUUUUGGCAUAGAAGAGAGUGACUACACUGGUAUCUGAAUUUUUUCCUAGAAAUUUCCUGAAAAAUGCAAGAGCUUUUGGUGAGAGCAGACUUGAGGUCAUGAUAGUUGGCCUUUGGUCUACAUAGACUUUGUAAUUCCUUGGAAAGCUUCUUGUAAUUAUUCUUUCCCUCUCAGGAGCAAAAAAUUUAGAGUAGUUGAAAUCUGUGGGAGUGAACCUCUGAGGGCCAAAAAAUGUGACAUAUUUGGGAACAAUUCUUAAGUUGAUAAACUAGCUGUAAUAUAGUUUUGUGAAUUUAUUGCACUGAUGCUGUACCUUGUGAUAUGUCUGUCCUUGUUAAAUAAGUAAUAUUGUUUUUCUCUUUAAUGUUGCUGUAAGCAGUGGUGUUCAUUGUAGCAUAUGUUUGGUUUUGUUUUUUAAUGUUUCUUAUGAAAACUACCUUAAUUUUACAUGUGUUUCUUCAUUGUAAAUAAGCCUGUUUUCCUAUCAGGAUUUUUUGUGUGUGUGUGGAUACAUGUUCUACUGAUAACUACUUUUACAGUUUUAAUUCUGUAUUAUUUCUUCUACUUUGUUUUGUGAAAAGGGGAAAAUUAAAAAAAUAAAAAAAAGCUGGAA
Carlito syrichta (Philippine tarsier) is the source of this 2262-nucleotide messenger RNA. RefSeq names its product ADP ribosylation factor like GTPase 6 interacting protein 1 (gene ARL6IP1). Bases 59 to 670 code for a protein of 203 amino acids. The transcript has 6 exons. The record is from RefSeq and is a predicted model, not a curated record. NCBI's taxonomy places the organism in Eukaryota, Metazoa, Chordata, Mammalia, Primates, Tarsiidae.